AUGCCCUCUCACUAUUUACUAUCAAAAUGUGCGCGGGCUACGAACACAAACGCUCUUUUUCUCGCUCUCUCAUCGUCGGACUAUGACGUCAUAGCCUUCACUGAAACAUGGCUCCGCAGUGACGUAUCGUCCUCCGAGCUGUUUUCAGAAUACAAUUUUUACAGAUGCGUUCGAAACAGCUCAACUAGUAACUCAUCUCGCGGAGGUGGCGUUCUAAUUGCAGUUAAGAAAAAAUUUAAAAGCAGCCUCGUUUCCCUCCCUGGCGAUAACCGAUUGGAACAAGUCGCAGUUUGCCUAGAACUACCGAAGCAGUCUAUUUAUAUUUGCUGCGUUUAUAUCAAGCCGGGCUCUGACCCAUCUAUCUACGGUGAACAUUGCGCUUGUGUUAGAAGGCUGACCGACAUCUCCAAAAUCGCUGACUCUGUAAUCUUGCUUGGUGACUUCAACUUGCCGAGUCUUACUUGGAAUUUUGACUCUGAUAUAAAAAGCUAUCUACCGACAAACGUAUCUUCAGAACAGGAAGCUAUUCUAACAGAAUCACUGCUAGAAAACGGACUUAUGCAGAUUUUCAAUUUACCCAACCAAAAUGGCAGACUGCUUGACUUAGCUUUUGUAAACAACGUGAAUUGCUGUGAAAUCUGUGAGCCGCCAUCACCUAUUCUGAGAAUUGACGUACACCAUGUUCCAUUUAUUUUAAUACUCGACGUUCGGAAUACCGAUAGUGAAAAGUCUCUUGACGUGUGGCAAUACGAUUUCUCUCGCUGCGACUACAAUGUUAUCAAUGAUGCCAUAGCAAAUAUUAACUGGCACAAUCUUCUCGAGCAUUGCCCUACUGACGAAGCAGUCCUUCGCUUCUAUAAUUCAAUUAAUCUUCUGAUCAACGAGCACGUACCUGUUAAAAAACUUCGGAAAAUGCCCAACAAUCAUCAACCGUGGUGGAACCCGGAAUUAAACCAUUCUCGCAAUCGACUAAGGAAAGCACGCAAACGGGUUUUCAAGCACAGAUCAGACCAAAACAAACAAUCUCUUCAUCAUCUCGAACAACAAUAUGAGGCAAAUCGGAAUGCUUGUUUCAGGGAGUAUAUAAAUAGGAUUGAAUCAAAAGUAAAACAAGACCCUUUUUCGUUCUGGCAUUUCGCCCAAAGUCGCAAGCAUUCAAAAGGAAUUCCAUCAAACCUUUUAUAUCGUGAUAGAAAAUCAUCCAAAGCAGAAGAUUCUGUAAACUUAUUUGCUGAUUUCUUCAAAACUGUGUACUGCAACGACCCUCCGACAACGCAACGUGAAGCGAUCAACUACGUACGGAUGCUGAACCUGUUUUUACCUUCUUCUAUAACAUUAUCGAACGGUGAAGUUGCGAGUGCUCUUGCCGCGGUAGAUUCCUCUAAAGGACCUGGUCCCGAUGGAUUGCCUCCAUUAUUUCUGAAGCAAUCUGCUACAGCUCUGGCGAAGCCGCUUACAAUGAUUUUCAACAGCUCUCUCACCAGUGGAGUUUUCCCUAGUAUAUGGAAACUGCGUCAAUUACACCAAUUCAUAAGUCUGGUAGCAGGAAUAACAUUGAAAACUACAGGGGAAUCGCGAUUCUGA
This is a messenger RNA of Sabethes cyaneus, 1584 nucleotides long. RefSeq lists its product as uncharacterized. The record is from RefSeq and is a predicted model, not a curated record. NCBI's taxonomy places the organism in Eukaryota, Metazoa, Arthropoda, Insecta, Diptera, Culicidae. The transcript has a single exon. Gene Ontology annotation, molecular function: catalytic activity. The coding region runs from base 1 to 1584 and encodes 527 amino acids.